Physcomitrium patens is the source of this 2089-nucleotide messenger RNA. Its product is annotated as mannan endo-1,4-beta-mannosidase 7. Lineage: Eukaryota; Viridiplantae; Streptophyta; Bryopsida; Funariales; Funariaceae. Gene Ontology annotation, molecular function: mannan endo-1,4-beta-mannosidase activity. Gene Ontology annotation, biological process: polysaccharide catabolic process. The record is from RefSeq and is a predicted model, not a curated record.
GGUUUGGCCGUUUUUUUUCCUUUAUUAGUCUGACUUCAUGAGAAUGAGCUCCUCAUAUAGUCGACAUGGUGACGCACUUGAGGAAUCUCUUGUGUCAGCUUUGUGGGUGAGCUCGCAGCUGUGAUUACUCUUGCCAUCAUGGAAACCAGUGGGUAUGUGUGUCUAACUUUGAAGUACUUCGAUGGAUAUCAGUGCGGGGCUAUUGAAUUCACUUUCGAGAUGUCCUCGUUUUGAUAUUUUACACAGACUUCAUGUAUGUCCUCCUUUGAGUAGCAAUCAGGAGAGUAGAGAGCAGGAGUGUAGCGUAUGAAACUGUUUUGUGCAGUUUUGUUGCUGUCUUUGGGAUUGUUGGGUCACUCCGCUAUGGGUGAGUUUGUUCGAUUUAGCGGCUCUGCCUUCAGCCUGAAAGGCAGACCGUUUAUACCUGUUGGGUUCAACGCGCACUGGCUUGGCAUUGACGAGGAGUUUGAGUAUCCUUCGCAGAAGCGUAUUGAGGAAAUGUUUCAGGUUGCUGAGAAGAUGUCGGCCACAGCGAUUCGUUCGCACACCGUAGGUCACAGCUCCGGGCAUACUAAUUCAUUGCGGCCCUUAGAUCGAGAGCUGAAUGAGAAGGCGUGGCCAAGUAUUGACACUGCGUUAGCCAUGGCACGCAAGUACGAUGUCCGACUGAUUGUACCACUGACGGAUAACUGGUUUUUGUAUAACGGGAACUAUGGAAACUAUUGCACACCUUAUGGUCUUCCGAAGAACUCAUUCUGGACUGAUCGUCGGGUUGUUGAUGAUUUCAAAGACUACAUAACCCGUUACCUCAACCAUGUCAAUACUCAGACCAGAGUUGCCUUGAAAGACGACCCAUACAUCUUUCUGAUCGAAACCGGCAACGAGCUCGGAAAUUCUGGGAAAAAUGCUGAUUCCAUUCCACCUGAGUCCUGGAUUAGGGAGAUUAGUAGCCAUAUCAAAUCGGUUGAUUCGAAUCACUUGGUUCUCGAUGGCUGCGAUGCGAGUCUGGGGCAAUCGAACAACUUCCACAUUGAUUCUGUUGACGUAUAUUCACGCCAUUUCUAUUCGGAUGAUAUAGAUUCUUUGAACGCCAGUGCUACAGAAGCUGGUAAAGUCGGCAAGCCAUUAAUUGUAGGAGAAUUCGAUAGCGGUGCCUCGGAAUCAUGGCUUGCUGCGAUGGAAAGCAAUCCUAAUGUAAAAGGUACACUGUUUUGGCAUAUGUAUGGUCACGACGACAACGGGAAUCGGAUCAGACACAACGAUGGGUAUACUCUUUAUUACAAGGAAGAGUCGAGUCAACCAGCCCUUUUACGACUUGCAAAUCAUGCGAGACGCAUCCGGAACCUCCCUCUGCUUGAUUCUCUACUCUAGACUGGUUAAUGCUCGGCCGUCAUGCUAAUAAGAUACUGAAUAUCAUCUUGUUGUAGAGGUGCGACGCGGUGUCUACAUUUAAUAUCCUACCUAUAGAUGUGAAAUAAAAGGAUUGAGUGCCUCAUUUAGAGACUUGGGUGGUACAGUGUCGAGACAAUCACAUUACGGUCAAGGGAAUUGAUGUGAAAACUGCUGUGCAGUUGUCUUUUCAAAUCAAAGAGUCUCAACAAAGCUCCAGAAUUAGAGCAAACUUACAGGCACAUUCUUUUCAAAUUGUGGGAUUGAAGUUUUGCGAAGUGUCCAGAGGUGGGCAUUGAUUUUUAGGCUUCGUUAGGGAGGAUGUAACCAUCUUGCAGGCCUGACCAGCUCCAUAUUUAUGUGAUUACUGAAACCCUGACUAGGCAGUAAUACACAUGAAAACGUGCUCAAUUUGGAAAUGAUUCUUUCUUUGGCUUCAAAGGGAGCUGAAGUGUUGAUGUGCACAUUGCUGAACUGGGUGAUGUGGGAGGUAAUCAACAGAAGCAUACACGAAAUCAACAGAAGCACUUCUGCCUAAACCAAAAUAAAAGCAGGGCGUUUUUGUUUAAUUGAACAGAUGUGCUGUUUAGGAAUCGUAAAGGCAGUUCAUAAGCAGGUGCCACACGUGGACAAGUUCAUGUGCGCAAUGCUUAACUGGUCGAUACUCGGUAAUAAUGUAUUUAUCCUGCCUUGAUAAGGU